AAAUGAAAAAUAAACAAAGACGUUCUUACGAAGUUUCUGUUAUAAAAUACAGAUAUUUUUGCGGUAUUUAAUUACAGAUAACAGCUCAGUGUUUAUGCUGUUGUGUUUUAAAUUUUUACCCUUCUUUUGCUGUAGUUUUUUGUUGAUCAGAAACAAAAAACCAUAGUGUAAUAAUGGAUUGUCAAACUAAUGCAAAUGCUCCGCUGUCGAAAGGGUGUUUUGUGGUGAAAAAGGGUCAUGGAUCAAAAAAAGUGAAAAGCGAAACUAAAGUUACAGACACAUAUGAGCAUUUCCAGGCCAUUUGGUCGAAAAUGCAUGCAGAAAUACAAGAUGUUGCAAGGAAAACUUAUGAAGGUGUAUUUGAAGAAAUUUUACUAUUCAUUUCUAAUUGCUUUCCUACUCCAUUUGAAAAUCAAGUGCAUGUCCCAGCUGGAGUUCUUGAAAUGGGAAUCAACAUGCCAGACCAUGCUUCAGUUUUCCAUUUACUACAGAAAUGUCUAGAGGAUAAUAAGUACCUUACUGUAAUUCUAGACUCAAAGAAAUGUGUUUCUUUUCCAAACCUUGUUGGAACACUUUAUGCUGAAAUUCAAGAUAAAUCUAAACUGUGUAUGCCAAGUGGGAAAAGGUCCUCAAAGUCGUCACAUAAGCCUGAAAAAAAUCCUGUCAUUUUGUUGUUACAAGAUGCUGAAACUAUUUCACGGGAUAUUUUGGAAGAGCUGAUACUUAAUUGCAAGCAUUUUAUGGGUACUCUUCCAGUGAUUUUACUUUUUGGGAUGUCAUCUGGCUUAGUGACAUUGAAUAGUAUUUUAACUCAAAAAGCACUUUGUUGCCUGGGAGUAAAGACAUUUGCUUCAAUAAAUCCAAUGGAUUACUUAACACAAAUAAUUGAAGAGGUUAUUAUCAGUCCUAAUCAUCCUUUCAAAUUUGGACCUAAUGUGUUUAGAUUGAUACUUGAUUCAGUCUUGUUCCAUGAUUUUUCUCUUGAAAAUCUUACAUAUAUGUUGAAAUUUUCCAUGCUUGAACAUUACAUGAAUUGUAAAGGAAGUUUGCUUUGUUGUUAUGAAAAUGAGUUUUCAAAUCAAGUGCAAAAUCUAAGAACGAAUGAACUUUCUUAUCUUAAGAUGCUGCCUUCAUUUCAAAAGUUUUUGAAAGAAAAUCCAAAGCACCUUGCAGCUAGUGAAAAUACAUCUAGUUUGAAGAAAAUUCUGCUUGAUCUUGGCAGAGAACUUUUCCUGGAGCAAAAAGUGACAAUGGUUUUAUUACAAAUUCUGAAUUGUACGACUAGUGAUUUACCUCGAUAUCCUUUAGGGAAAAAGUUUCGUGAACUUUAUGGUUUUUCCCUAAAGAAGAAAAUAUUUAGUACUGAAGCUUUUUCUGAGGCAAAAAGACAUUUAAAGUUGCAGUCAAAAGAUAAUUUAAUUGAAAAGUUCAGAUCGUGCUUAAGCAUUUUAAAUGAUCAUUCUUCAUUAAUACCCCAUUCUGAUGUUCUGCAGAAAAUGCAUACUGUUUUAAAAGAAUCUCAUAAAGCAUUCUUAAAUUUAACUUCAGCUGAUUUUGAAAAAAAAUUUGAUUCUGUUGUCAAGCAAGAAGGUGAUAAACCAUCUAGCCGUUAUGAAUUGAUGGAGAAAAUGAGAUCCAGCAUUAAGCUUAAAAAAUCAAAGUUUGAUGCGUUACGAGAUGAUGUCAUAGAAACCUUUUUGAAUCAUUUUGAAUACAUCCGUCCUCCUACUGAGUACCCACUGCAUGAAUUAUUCUAUUUUGAUGAUGAUAAAUUACUGAAGGAAACUCUGAUGAUUGUUCCCCGAGAGAAAGUGAUUGAUGCCCUUGACAACCCUCAUAAGUAUUUUAAGUGCCAAUGUUGUCGGUCUGAUUUAGAAGAUGAAAUCAGAAAAAGUUUCCCAGAUAUUUCUGUGCUGUACAAGUUAUACAAGACAUCUGGAAAAAUGAUUAACUUAACAGACUGGCUUGAACAAUUCAAAUCUCUGAAAAUAUGUGAUGGAAAAGAAAAUAUGAGAUCUCCUCGAAAAGGGCAGAAAUUUUCGAAGGCCAAAGCAAAAAAUGAUGCAGAGCUUAACCUCCGAUUUUUGCUUGCUGCAUCUGAGCUGCAAUUACUUGGAUUCAUCAAAGUUACAAAAAGAAAAACUGAUCAUGUUAUUAAACUGACAUUUAAUUAGGUAUAUGCUUUAAUCACAAAACAGAGCGGUAAUGUAUGUUGUUAUACAGCAUGUAAA
Uloborus diversus is the source of this 2231-nucleotide messenger RNA. Its product is annotated as origin recognition complex subunit 3-like. Gene Ontology annotation, biological process: DNA replication; DNA replication initiation. Bases 174 to 2174 code for a protein of 666 amino acids. The transcript has 19 exons. Lineage: Eukaryota; Metazoa; Arthropoda; Arachnida; Araneae; Uloboridae. Gene Ontology annotation, cellular component: DNA replication preinitiation complex; nuclear pre-replicative complex; nuclear origin of replication recognition complex. The record is from RefSeq and is a predicted model, not a curated record. Gene Ontology annotation, molecular function: DNA replication origin binding.